AUGAGCCAGGAAUUCGACGCAUUUUCUCAGAAAGUUGGUAUAACUUCCCUUGAAGAAGCAAAGCACCACCUUCAAAACCUUGGUCCUGUACCUACACUUCCCGAUCCCGCGGAAAUUGAAAAUCGCAAAUUGGUAGAGCAAGAGGAGAACAAGAUCAUCCAAGAGGAGCACAAGUCCAUCAGACGUGAUUCCGUGAGCUUUUUGAAGCGUCGCACUUCUGAGCGCAAGACCAACCUCGCCACACCAACUUUGACAAUCACAACCGAAAGCUUGAGAAACUCGCCAAUGCUUUCUCCAGCAAUCUCUCCAGCACGCUCCCCAACACCACCCGAUUCUGCUGUGACACUCAUGGAACUGGCAGCUUCAAUUUUGGGUUCGAGUUGCACUGCAAAUAUGGUCGCCUCCCCUGAUACUCUUCAAUCUGGUAAAGAGCAGACUGUUUCAGUCCGCGAUACACCUAUCACAGCGUAUGCUGGACCUUUUGGCAUUCGCAACCUUGUUCUGACUCCAAUUGAGCAAGCAAAUACUACCAGCCAAGGCCAAGCAGAUGAGUAUGCUGCUAAGAACGUUACGUCACCUUCUAGCGGAUCAGCUACACCUGUAUUUCCUCCUCGUGUCUCCAGCAUGGCCCCACCCCCACCAACUGUCGUCGCUAGCUGGGUAGGUGACGGGUAUACUUCGAAUUACGGAACUCCACCAACUUCAGCUGCACAGACAGUGGGAGCACACCCUUGGCAAAAGAAAACUGCUAGCUUUACAGUUACUCCUAUUAUCCCUUCUUCUAGCCAACCGGACACUCUCAAGUGGUUGUCUGUUGCCUCAGUUGAUUCCUCUCACACUUCUAUAGCUGGUAGUCGCGAGUCUACUUCAAAUCUUAUCUCUAGCAGUGAUGGCUCCGAGUUUGAGUUUGGCAAGAGAAGUGCUAAUAAUAGUCCUGUUGCAGAAAUGGAGCUUGAACGCAAGAAAACCAAACCUGAUACCCCUGAUGCUGAUGCUGAUGGAGUCGAGAGCUCUGAUGGUAUCAGCGGUGUGCCUCCACAACAGUAA
This is a messenger RNA of Botrytis fragariae, 1047 nucleotides long. RefSeq lists its product as uncharacterized. The transcript is spliced from 3 exons. The coding region runs from base 1 to 1047 and encodes 348 amino acids. The record is from RefSeq and is a predicted model, not a curated record. Lineage: Eukaryota; Fungi; Ascomycota; Leotiomycetes; Helotiales; Sclerotiniaceae.